GGACAACAUCGCGUAAAAUUCACUCCAACUUGACCCAGGCGUCGGCAAUACCGACUACUCUUUUAUUUGCCGCGCUCAGUUUUGAAAUCUCAAACAGGACCACUUCUGACUACAGCAAAAAUGAGGCUUUUAUCUAUAAUCGUCGCGAUUACUGCUAAGUGCGCCAUUGUAGCCAGAGCGAAACUUUUUGAUGUUCAUAGAAACCCAGAUUACACAUCGGGAUGCAACGUGCGUUUUGAAGAGCCUCUGAAGAGCGAUACGGCCUUCUUCAACCAGUUUAUUGAUGGAGCCAGUUGCCUGACGGAUAAUUUUCUUCAGAAGGGUGAAGAGGCCAACCCGUACGAUCUGCAACUUCCAUACAUCCCUGUGACCGGAAACGUCGACGACCAGCUAACCGCAUACUUCCCGGAAAUUGUUGGGCCGGAAUCAAUUGCCGUGGUGGAAGAAAAAGACUUGGCAUAUACAGGAGCGGAUGACGGCUGGAUUUAUAAGAUCGAUUUAUUGACAAUGAAAGCGAUCAAACUUGCAACAGCCUGCAAUGCUACCGGAGUCACCGAAUGCCGACCUCAAGGUAUUCGGGCUACUUCUGACAACAAACUCUAUUUCGCCGAUUCUGCUGGUCUAUGCCUUUAUGAUAUCGCUACAGACAACGUGACCGUUCUUGUGCCUAGAUUGUCAAAGGUGAAUGGUAAGGCCAUAAUGCUACCCAACGACCUGGAUGUCAACGAAGAUACAAAAAUGAUUUACAUGAGCGAUAGCAGUACGAAAUAUUCUAAUACCAACAUUCUUCGAGGAACACUUCUACAUGAUAAUCACGGACGCGUACUGGCUUACAGCAUCGAAACUAAUCGGGUGUCAGUUCUAGUGGACGGCCUGAGCUUCCCCAACGGUAUCCAACUGUCGCACGAUAAAAAAACCCUCUUGGUCAAUGAGAUGAACAGGCGACGAAUUUUACAGGUUACGCUCGACGGUGCCUCAAAAGGCAAUUAUACGGUGUUUACACCAUCAAUGCCAGGAGAGCCUGACAACAUUCGUGCCGCGUCUAAUAAUAGCUAUUGGGUGGCAAUAAACCUCGCCCGUAACGGUAGCGAAAAGGUCCUUUUUGAUUACCUCUCCAAUAAGGCAUGCGCCACUGAAAAUUUCGUAAAGAUGAACAACCUGGUGGCAGAGUAUCUGAGACUUGUCGCACAGACAACUCAUCGAGUGGACUAUAUCGACGUGGCCGAUAGGUUGAGUUCGUAUGAGUUCGUAUCGGAGAUGGCUUCGCAUCAAGGUAGCUUCUUACUGAUCGAUGCCGAUGGAAAAAUUACCAAAAGAUACGCAUCGAAUCGAUUUGAUUUCUUUUCAAAUCCGGUAGAAUAUAAGAAACAACUCCUGAUCGGAAACGAUCGAAACCCAUAUAUUGUCGUUGUUGAAGGACUUGUAUAAUCUAUACGUAUGUAAGCUAUGCUCUUGAAUUCGCAUCGAAAUAAAAAUUUGCAUAAAUCUCUUUUUAAUUAC
Molecule: messenger RNA, 1500 nt
Organism: Varroa destructor (honeybee mite)
Lineage: Eukaryota; Metazoa; Arthropoda; Arachnida; Mesostigmata; Varroidae
Product: adipocyte plasma membrane-associated protein-like
Cellular component (GO): endomembrane system
Molecular function (GO): hydrolase activity
Source: RefSeq, a predicted model, not a curated record